This is a messenger RNA of Pungitius pungitius (ninespine stickleback), 2420 nucleotides long. It is a transcript of the gene wipf3, whose product is annotated as WAS/WASL interacting protein family member 3. Lineage: Eukaryota; Metazoa; Chordata; Actinopteri; Perciformes; Gasterosteidae. The record is from RefSeq and is a predicted model, not a curated record. Gene Ontology annotation, molecular function: actin binding.
AUAAGCAGCCACAUCUAGAUAGACACCGCUUAUCACGUGCCUUUCUUUUUUACAUUUUUUUUUUCCUCCUUAUUUUUUCCACCAAAUUACCAAAAGUUGGUGGAACUUUGGCCCUCACUCCGGAUCCGUGUUGUCCACUGUGAAUAACGUGGAGAGCGCGCGAUGAGGUCAGUGGGCUGAAGCCCCGUCGGCUAACAGGUGGAUUUGAGUUAUAUUUCAUUAAGGCACCUGAAGCCAGAGCAUGCCACCCCCGCCGCCGCCUCCACCUCUGCCUCCACCUCUGCCUCCACCUCCACUGGCCCCCCCUCCUCCUCCUCCUCCUCCUCCUCCUCCGCCGCCAAGCGCUGCCCUGCCGCCGUGUCCGUCGGAGCCUCUCAAGCUCCAGCCUGGAGGAGGAGGAGGAGGAGGAGGAGGAAGGAAUGCCCUGUUGGCUGACAUCCAGAAAGGAGCCAGGCUGAAGAAAGUCACACAGGCCAACGACCGCAGUGCCCCCUCCGUCGACAAGGUCAAGGCUAGCGGUGGAGACGUAUCCAGCGGCGGUGCUGCUUCUCAGGGCUCAUCAGGAGGGCCGGCACCCAUGGCACCCUCCUUGGGGGGGCUUUUUGCCGGAGGCUUCCCUACUCUCAGGCCCACAGGGCAAAGAGACCUAGCAGGCAAGGCCUCAGUGUCCCGAUCGAGCUCCUCGGCCUCCAUGAGGCCUCUGUGGAACCCCCCCCCACCCGCAGACACCAGCAUCGUCUCCGAGACCCACAGGGCGGCGGAGCUCCGAGGCUCCGUUCACCGCCCGCCCCCCCCCUCCUCGUCUGCACCGGCCUCCCCCUCCCACAGCGGCAGGCAACCACCUCCUUUCCCCGCCUCCUCUCCCCCGCCCCCGCCGCCGCCUCCGCCCGCCCCUCCCUCCGCUCCUCCCCCGCCUCCGCCCGCCCCUCCCUCCGCUCCUCCCCCGCCUCCCCCGCCCCAGGCCUUCCCGGAGCGAGCGGCCGGCAGGCCCCCGCCUCUCCCCUCCUGCCCUCCUCCCCCACCCCCGUACCAAGUGACCAAGCCCACCUGGCUCCCCAUCCAGCACUCCUACCACGCCCUCGUCUUCCAGCCCUCCACUCCUCCGCCUCCACCGCCUGUCCAGUCCCCCUUUGCCGUUGCCGGGGACCGCAAAUCGGGCUGUUUCUACCCUCUGCCCCCCUCCCCGGUCCACUCCGAACCGUCCAGGUUCUCCGUCGCGCUGGACAGCCCCCUGGGACCUCCUCCCCCGCCUCCCGCUCCACCUCUGCCAGCAUCUUUCACCCCCAGCUGCCCGUCCACCCUCCCACCUCCCCCGCCCAAGUUGGCAGCAGUCCCCUCCCCGGCCAUGCGCUCCCUGCCUCCCUCGUACCCCUGCAACGCUCCGACCCGGCGUCCGCCUGCUGUGCCCAGAGGCGCCGGUGUGGGUCGGCUGGCUCCCCCUCCAGCUCCCCCUUCACGUUCCCCCUCUACGGAGCUGACCUGCCGCAUUCCUCCCCCUCCACCCCCACCCCCGCUGCCUCCGUUAAGUCUCAGGAAUGGACACCUGCACAGCCUGGCAGACAAUUUUGAAUCCAAGUUCCAGUUCCACCCCGUAGAGGACUUCCCCCCCCCUGACGAGUUCAAGCCUUUUCCUCGAAUCUACCCCAGCAAGGAAAACAGAGGUAGCAGCACCAACCUCAAACCUGCUGGGAAUAGGACACACCUCAGAUGAGUCCUAGCGCCCCCCCCCCCCCCCCACACACACACACACACAAACACACAAAUCAGGCAGAAAGACUCAACCCUCCUCUUCCUCGUGACAACAACAUCACUGUCAUGUGCUUUUUGGUGGCAGUCUCUGUGUGUUGUUUGUGUUCAGUGGGUGUUUGUCCCGCCUCAUAAACUGACCUCUGACCUUUUCCAGUGUGGAAUGUUUUGAAUGUGUGUGAGGAGGAGGGCUCUACAUAGUCACAGUUAUUUUUAACAUGGCUCUUGACACCGUUGAUAAGCAUUUCAAAUAACAUUUUUUAUUAUUUUAAUUUUAAUAUAUUUCCCUUUAUAUAUUAGCACUUUUUAAAGUCUGAAACAUUGUAGAACCCACAGAUUGUAAAGAUUGUGGUCCAGCAGCAACUAAGUCGACCCGUAAGUGAACGUGAACACUUCAAAGUGUUCGUACAGUGGUGCUCUCCUGUGUUUGUGUUAUUACUUUUAUGAGAAACAAAUGAAUCUUUAAAAGUGUUGAACAUAAUAUAGUGACACUCGGGAGUAUGCAGGAGUUUUAAGUUACACUGAGGGGUUUUAAAUACUUAAUGAAGGUUUCCUUUCCUUCUGUAUUAACAAGUACUAACACCUGUGAAGACGGUGCCCCCUGCUGGUUCAAUGUUUACAGUAUUACAAGGUGUGACAAAUAAACCAGUGUUUUUGUUAAGGAUGUUUAUUGA